This is a messenger RNA of Glycine soja, 1216 nucleotides long. RefSeq names its product eEF1A lysine and N-terminal methyltransferase-like. NCBI's taxonomy places the organism in Eukaryota, Viridiplantae, Streptophyta, Magnoliopsida, Fabales, Fabaceae. The transcript is spliced from 9 exons. Gene Ontology annotation, molecular function: S-adenosylmethionine-dependent methyltransferase activity. Bases 212 to 922 code for a protein of 236 amino acids. The record is from RefSeq and is a predicted model, not a curated record.
UUUCGUUUCUUGAUUUUCUUCCCUCAUCUUGUUCCAUUUUCAUUUCCCUUUCAAGAUUCGGAACAAAAACAAACUCGUGACUGCAACAUCUUCCUCAUAAGGCAUUCAUCAUUCAUUGGAUUAUAAUAGGAGUCACACACACUUGAAGAAGAUUCAAUUCAAUUCCCGCAACAACAACAAAUAUAUAUAUAGAGAGAGAGAGUGAAUAGUGAUGACAACGAGUACCCAAGCCUACGGUGAACCAUGGUACUGGGACAACCGCUACUCCAACGAACCUGGUCCCUUUGAUUGGUACCAAAAGUACCUCACUUUGGCUCCAAUCACCAACCUUUAUGUCCCUCCUGCCCAACCCGUUCUCGUUGUUGGUUGUGGCAACUCAGCGUUCAGCGAAGGCAUGGUGGUUGAUGGCGGUUACACGGAUGUUGUCAACAUUGAUAUAUCUUCGGUGGUCAUUAAAGCUAUGAAAACCAAACACCAAGAUUGCCCCAAAUUGAAAUUUAUGAAAAUGGAUGCCAGAGAUAUGAGUGAUUUUGAAUCAGGGUCUUUUGGUGCUGUUAUUGACAAAGGGACUCUUGACUCUAUCUUGUGUGGAAAUAAUUCAAGGCAGAAUGCUACAAAAAUGCUUGAGGAGAUUUGGAGGGUCCUCAAGGAUAAAGGAGUUUAUGUUCUGGUGACAUACGGAGCUCCACUAUAUCGCCUGCGUUUGCUACGGGAAUCAUGCUCUUGGACAAUAAAACUUCAUGUGAUAGAGAAACUUGCCUCAGAAGAGAAAUCUGAUAAUCCAGUUUGGGAGCUGACAAAACCGGUUCCACUCAACGAUGAUGGAAGCUCUGUGGAGGAAGCCCUAGGACAGAAUCCGGAUGUCCAUUAUAUAUAUAUUUGCACCAAGGAAGUUUCUGCUAACUCAAACACAAAUGCAUGACUGGGGCUGUUUAGAGAGGGAGACAUGCAUUUUCACUCUACAAAUUCAUGCUACUAUAGUUGAUCCUAGAACUUGUAAUGUUAAUUCCUAAGUCAAAAAAACUUUUCUUUGCGACCAUACAAAUUAUGAUUUUUGCAGUGUGAUCUUAAGACAGCAGCAUUUCUUUAAUUUCAAAUUUGAUUGAUUCCAUGACUUUUCCGUUAACUGAACCAUUUGUAAUGCAUUGUCAAAAUGUAUUUUUCUUCUAAAUUCUCAAGAAUUUUCUAGAAAUAACAGGCCAUUGUUGUCUUAUAU